AACCGUGCACAGUAUAAUAGGGACGUAGCCGAUCGAUACGAACGCGAAAGGACGAUGCCCGAUUUCGAUUUCCCUCCGAGAAGCGACUACGGGGUUGCUGUAAGGGUGCAACACGUGCAAUUAUACAGGGCUGCAGAUUUUCAGAAGCAAAGCGUGGGGGUGCAAAACGCACGCACGUAGACUCAUUGUUUACUGGUUUCAGGUAUCACAAGAUCGAUAGUAGACGCGAGGGAGCCGAUAUUGUUAAAAGUUGUCGCUCCUUCGUCCCACACAGCCUUGUCCGGCGAUGUGACAGUCUUUAUCCUAGAUUCGGCGGAAGUGGAAUCUUCUACGACAUCCGUCAAUACCGUGGCCACCAGCACAAAUGGCACGAAGAAAGAUGAGGAAGGUAAAAUCGAUCUGGAGAAGAACGAAGUUAAUGAAAGUCACGAGCCGCUCGUGCUUAGAGUACUAUAUGUCGAUGGCCUCACGUCGGAAUUGAUCGGUGAUUUUUCUCUCGAUACCUUGCCGCAUAAGGGUGAGAAUAUUUCUGUGAUAAUACCUUGUGGUGUCUUCUCGCGCGGCGGAAUUUAUACACUACGACUUCAGUACAAGUUCUCAACCGUGGCUGCCAGACACAACACUGCCAUUGCUGGGCUGCCCGAAAUUGAGAUGAGCAGUGCCUUAGAUGUAAAGUGGCCAAUCCCUUCUCUGCUCCUGGAAUCCCAACACUUCGGUACAUAUCCUAGUCAGCCGGUAAUAGCAACGAUAAAGUACAAUGGAAUCUCAUGUGUGCCUGCCAACGGCAUUCCCGUAGCUGCUUAUAGUUUGCAACUCAUAUACUGUGGUACCACCGACGCCGCCUGCGAUCCACAAAACAACAGUCGCACGCAAGUGCUCUAUUACGAGGAGAUAAACGGCUUCACUUCGCCAAAGGUCAUCGAACUGAAGUGCGAUUUUUUCGGCCUGGCUGGAAAUUACGCGCUUAGAUUAAAGGCUUCGGACGUUAACCCUUCCGCGCCGACGACCAGCGCUUACAUCAAGGUUGAAUGGUCCGACGAGUUCAGCUUCAACGUUCACGCAAGAUCGAUAUACCCGUGCGAGGGAUCGGCAGGCAUAUCGGUCCUCUUCCAAUACCCGGCGUGUCGUCUUCAGGGUGAUCGCGUGCGCGUUUAUGGCCGCCUCAGGGCGGAUGUAAGCUCCCUGGCGCCGCCGUCCGCGUUGCAUUACAUCGCGGAAUUGAAGGCGGCGCCGGGCAAGCACUCGUUGAACUUCGACUGCGAUAUCUUCACCGAGAAAUUCAUCGAGUACUGCUUCGUUUACGUGAGCCAGGCGAUCACCGGCGCGAUGGCGGAAGUAAAGCUCGCGUGCAUACCCACCUUCCCGCUUCUAGAAAACGAUGCGGCCGGUUGGGGUCCUUGGAGCGCCUGGAGUCCUUGCAGCAGCUCUUGUGUGGGUGGAACGCGUAAUCGAUAUCGAUUCUGCGAUACUCCACCCCCGAAAUACGGGGCGAAAUUUUGUCAGGGAAAAGCGGUCGAGACAGAAUCGUGCGGCGGCACCGGCAGGAUCGAUUUUCGAGAGGCGUGGAACACUGAGGGAUGGGAGUGCCGACACGGAACGACAUUAGCGGCCAUGAGACCGGAAGUCACAGCUCAGAUCGGCCUUCAGUGUCGAUGCGGUUGCAUUAUAAAUUUCCACGAUCAAAUCUUGAGCAAGAUCCUUGCGGCGAAUACACAAGCCUGUCCAGGUCGAUCCUUCUGGCUGCUGCAGGCAAAAUCGGAUUAUGUGAUUCGACUGCACUUGGACCAAACGCAGUUUCCCUGUCCAGGGCAAUAUUUUCGCGCCCGCGAUGGUGAUUCGCGAAGCGCGGAACUCUUGACGGAUAUCGCGUUUGACAAGAGCGCGCCCUCAACGGGGACGAUAUUUUCCUCAGGUCAAAACUUGCUGUUGGAGUUCUUCAGCGACGAGUCGGUCGCUUCGGGGGACUCCUGCGUGGGUGGUUUUCUGGGACACGCGAGCAUGUUUCAAAAAUUAUAUGAAAAGAAUAAGACGUCGAUCUCUUCGGAAACGAGUUCUACUCCUGCUGUUGAACGAUGGAUCUUUUGGGGACCUGCGCAUUUGGCGACAGCAUCCUUUUUGAUACUCAUAUUCUUUAUAUCUAUUUUUCUAGCAUUGCAAUUUGCGCUGAAAUAUAGAAAAUAUCAUAUCGCGGAAGAUUUGGAUACUCUGAGCGAGCACUCCGGAUGUAGCGAUACGAUGGGACGAACCAAAUCGAUGUCUUCUACGACAUUAAUCUCGGAAGUCGCAUCUCUAGUGGGAUUGCCAAGAAAAUGUACACCAAGACUUUCAAAACGCAAGCUGGCUCCCUGUGCGGUGGAGGAUGGUUACGAUAGUUCAGAAACUUUGGCAGAAUACGAGGAUGAAACUAGCUUGAGCUCUACUACUUUGAAAUUUAAAGAUAACGAAGAAAGCUCUAUGGAGAGAAGCAUAAUACCAAAUAAACUCCAUGUUAAUGAAACACCACCGACAGUAUCAGCCAUUAUGGCAGUUGGUCAGCCAGAAGUAAAAUAUGCCCAACCAGUCAAAUUACGCACUCUGGGAUCUAACAGCCCUACAGCGGAGAAGCUGAUGUCGGACGAAACAAGAUAUCAAAGCACAGCGAGCAUCAUCGACAGUCCUCAUAUUGCAAGACUUCAUCGUUAUACGUCCAAUUCUUUGCAAUCUAAGGAUUCGUCGACGAGCAGUCCACUGUCAAGCGUUUCUACGUUGCGCAGCGGUAAGGAGACAAAGAAUCGUCGAAAUCGUGAGCGACUACUCCAAGGACCGGGUUCGGAGUUCAGCCUGACUAAUCCGGAGACGGAUAUGGAACUGGACUAUUACGAUUACAACGUAGCGAACGCCGGCGCUGCGCCGGGCUCGUACUUAGGUAUGGAUCCAGCUUUUCUCCUAUGGAUUCCCCCGUUGUCGAUGUCUGAGGAUUCUGAAGGUCCGUCUGCGGAUCGACCGGAUUGUUUUCAAGGCAGGACGACGAGUCCGGCAUUGUUCCGACUGCCGGAGGAGAUCAUCGAGGGCGCGACCCUGACCCCGGCCGAGUAUCGGCGUAUGCGACAACAGCUCGCGUCUGGUGUCGAGGAGACAAGACUGAGCAGCUUCGAGCAGAAACGUCAAGACUCGACGUCCUCGUCAUCGUCAUCGAAGAACGAUUCGUCGGUUGGUAGCGUCCUGUCCGAGGAUAGCAUCAGCAGCGAGGGCAGAGCCGCCAGGCUGAACGAACGCUUGCUGCCGAUUCACCGGAUCCUGGAGGACUCCAGGACCCGGGUGAGCGAGGAAUCCUUGUGCGGUCAGCUCGCGACCGACAGGACGCAAUGCGUCAUUCCCAAUCGCCUUCACGUCACUAAAUUCGAUCUUUCCCAGGAGCAGGAUGCUCCAUCGAGAAGUAGUCGGCGGGAUAGUUGUGUAAAUAUCGCCGAUAACGUGGCAAAGUCGGAAGAUAAAGCGGAGAAAUCAAAGCAAACCUUGAAGAGACAUGCUGAAGAUGCGAUACCUCAUCAUCACGCUACUUCGAGGUCGUACGUAAAUCAAAAGACGAAGGAUGUUUCCCAAGAGGACAAGAGGAAUCGUUAUUUCAAGAACGAGAACACGUCCAGUAAGUCAUCCGGUAAAUCGAGUUCGAAGACACAAGGCUUCGUGGAUGGCAGAGAGAAGGAUCUUCAGGAUGCCAAAGACGAUUCCAGAUCGGAUGUCCUUUUGACGAAUCUGAAUGUAACCAGCGGCCAGUGCAAGUACCGAGAUUUCAUGCAAUUCACGCAACCUCGAGAGGCCAAUAAAUUGUUGGAUUCCACCAACAUUCCGAUGAUCGAGUUCUCGGGGCCGCGAUUAAAUUCGCCGGCGGCAGCUCGAAAACUGACGACGGACAAUCUCAACAUCAGCCUGUCCAAGAAGGAGAUUCAGAGUCCGGAUUACGGGGUCGAGAGUGAUAUAAAGGUGGAAUCGCGAGACUCCUUUUACGAUCUGAUACGGGAGAACGAGGACGGCAUCAAGUUCGCUGACGACGAUGACGAGUAUAUCGACAACCGAACGAACCUGUGAAAUCUAAAAUGCAAAAAUGUAUACAAUACGAAACUACCCCUAUUGCGUCUUAAGGAGCAGCUCUUUUGUGAUUAUGAUACUUCGACCCAUCCAUAUAGUUUUAAGAACAAUGUUACCGUCGUCACUUUGAGGCUGAUGCCAAAGCUAAUGGAAUUACAAAAUGACCACGCUAUAUUGUCACUCCAUAGUUGGAUAACACUUACUUGGUCUGACCCGCAUCUUACUUGGACACCGAGCGAUUAUGAUGGGAUCAAUUAUAUUCAUGUAAAGAAUUCGCAGAUCUGGAUGCCCGAUUUAUGUGUCUAUAAUUCUGGCGAUAUGUUAGAUAAUCAACUUGAGUUACCUACGACAGAAUGUUUGCUCUUCAGCGAGGGAUCCAUCAGUUGCGUGCCAGCUGUGAAAUUUGUGGUCAAAUGCGAUCCUGAUUACACCUAUUUUCCUUAUGAUAAAUAUCAAUGUCGCAUUACGUUCGGUUCAUGGAAGCAUACAGGGCUGGAAGUCGAUUAUCAGAUAAGUAAAGAUGGAAUUAAUAUGGACGACUAUGAGAAUAACACGAUAUGGGAUCUCAAAUUUAUAAACGCAGUGAAAGAGAGAAAAACGCUUAAAUGCUGUCCGAAUGACACUUUUUCAAGUAUCGAUUACAACUUCUUAUUGACACGGUACAAAGGCAGAAAACACAUAACUGUUGUUGUACCUGCCAUUGUUUUGAUAUUUCUUACUCUCACGGUGCUUUGCUUGGAUCCAAAAUCGAUGGAGCGAUUUGCGUUAGCAAGCGUAAAUUUUACUUGUCACCUGCUCUGUCUUUACUUUAUUCACUGGCAAUUACAGUACAACGGUGUUAAUACACCUAAAAUAUUUAUAUUCUAUGGUCAGUCCGUCGCUUUGGCUACCUUUGCCAUUAUCCUAACAAUUUUGUUACGCAAAUUGGAAGACAUGAACACGGAAAUGCCAAAUUGGAUUUCAUCUAUUACAAUGAUCAUCUUGAGCAACAGAAUUGGUCGUUUUCUGAUUUUGAAAGACAGCGAGAUCAAGAUUGCAGAUGAAAAUACAGAAGCUGAAGCAAACGUGAAUGUUCCAAAAUCUGAAACAAAACUGAAAGGAUCAUCUUGGAAUCAUUUUGCCACUAUUAUCGAUUGGUUGUCUUUUAUCUGCGUGAUCCUUACUUACAUCAUCAUGCUAAUUAUGUUUGUACCUGCCAUGAAAUUGGCAGAGGACGUUGUGACACGAGGAUGUAAAAAUCUGGAAGAUACAACUCCAUUAUUGCGUCUUAAAAAAUAUCUUUUUUGUACGUAUGAUAGUACUGUUCGUCCAAAUCAUCACAAAACGGUUACUAAUGUCACUCUUAGAUUGAUGCCAAAGAUGAUGGAAUACACCGGGGACAGUGGAAUACUAACACUCCAUAGUUGGAUGUCAUUUUCCUGGACAGAUACGCAUCUUACUUGGACACCAAGUAAUUUUGACGGUAUCACUUAUAUUCACGUGAAGUCCUAUGAACUCUGGAUGCCCGAUCUAUGUGUUUACAACUCUGGUGAUAUGUCGAAUGAUCUACUUGAGAUGCCUACAACAGAUUGUUUGGUAUUUAAUACGGGUUCCGUAAUUUGCGUGCCGGCUGUGAAAUACAUAUCCAAAUGUGACGGCGAUUACACUUAUUGGCCUUACGAUCAACAAAAGUGUCGUAUUGUAUUUGGCUCAUGGUCAUAUGCGGGAGAAGAAGUCGAUUUCCAUUUGGACGGAAAUGGAAUUAACAUGGACAGCUAUGAAAAUAAUACAUUGUACGAUUUGAAGUUUGUGGAUGCAGUGAAACACGUUAACAAGUAUAGAUGUUGUCCAAACGACACUUUCCCGAGGAUUGAUUAUACAUUUAUGUUAAUUCGACAUUACGGUAUAAAUCAUAAAACUGUCAUCACACCGGCAAUCGCUUUAAUAUUACUCACUUUAACGGUGCUUUGGUUGGACUCGAGAUCAGUCGAACGAACCGCGGUUGCAAGUGUAAAUUUGAUUUGCCAUCUACUCUGCCUGUACGAUUUGCAUUGGCAAAUGCCAUAUAAUGGUAUUAAUCCUCCUAAUAUAAUGCUGUUUUAUCGCGAUUCCUUGGCAUUGGCUACCUUUGCAUUAAUUUUGACCACUUUGUUGCGCAAACUGCAAAAUAUGAGUACAGACAUGCCAAAUUGGAUCUCAUCCAUGACAAUGUUCGUCAUAAACAAUAGAGCUGGUCGUUUUCUAAUACUAAAUGACGAAGAGUCCAAGAUAGCAGCAAGUAUGAGUUGCAACGAUGUCGAGAGCAAAUCUACUAUAUUACGACUGAAAAGGAAUCUCCUCUGCGAGUACGAUUCCGAUGUAAGACCGGUCCAGAACAACAAUAACAAGACGCGAGUAACAUUCAGUAUGGUACCACAUUUUCUUCGCUUUAAUAACGAAGAAGAACUUUUCGAACUACAUACGUGGAUAUCUAUGACAUGGAAUGAUUCACAUUUGACUUGGGAUCCUGAACAAUAUGAUAAUAUCAAUUGGAUUUCUGUACCAGGCCAUCAAAUUUGGGUGCCGGAUAUUUCAAUAUAUAACGAACGAAUUGAAGAGAGCUCUAUGGGUUAUAAUCAGGCGAAAGCUUGGGUCACACAUCAGGGAAAGAUUCAAUGGUUAACGGCAGCAAAAUAUGCUACAUAUUGUUUCGCGGAUAAUACAUGGUGGCCAUACAAUACUAUGAACUGUACCAUACAAAUUGGAUCGUGGUCACAUUCCGGUGACGAAAUCGAACUCGUUUCUGCGCUGAAUAUGUUAAUGGAAAUACAAUCCAAAGAUGUUGAGUGGGAUUUAUUGAAAAUGUACAUAACAAAAUGGGAAGGCCAAUAUAAGAGUAAUGCGGGUUCCACAGCUGAAAUGCUUUCUUAUCAUUUUAUUCUAAGAAGACAUUGGGGCAUCAUACGCAUUGCAUAUAUAUCGCCUACUAUAGUGUUAAUGGUUAUGACUCUGAUGGUAUUGUGGCUAGAACCGAAAUCUUUUGAGCGGAUGGUGAUUGCUAAUCUCAAUUUCAUUUGUCAUUUAUUAUGUAUACAUGACAUACAUUGGGAAGUACCGAAGAGCGGUUUUAACGUUCCUAAACUAAUCGUCUUUUACGAAAGCUCUUUCGCGAUAGCAUCGUUUGCUUUAAUACUUACUAGUAUUCUGCGACACUUGCAAGAAUUGACCACCGAGCCACCCACAUGGAUUUCAAGCAAUACAACGUCCAUAUUGCGCAGUAGAAUUGGACAGAUUCUUCUGGUCAGCAUCUUGGAUCCAGCUGUAACAGCAAAGAUAGAAAUUGAUGCGGAUGAUAAUACCGAUCUUGUACAGUCAAAUAAUAAAAAAUCGCCAUGGAGAUACGUCAUAAUACUCAUAGGCUGGUUUGCAUUUUUAAGUGUACUUCUCGCCUAUAUUGUGUUGCUAAGCACGUGUUUUCCUUCAUAUUAUACUGUAAUAUUAUAAAUCCUUAAUGUAGAUAUUUAAAUAGCAUAAGUGUUUAUUAAAGAUAUAUUUUAACAUUAUAAAAUAAUUAUCUCUCAUAAUAAACAAAUAUAAUAAAAGUAUACUGGAUAAAUUCAUAGCUAUGCAGUUCGAAAGACGAUAAGAUAAGAGAAACACUGACUAGUUUUCUCUUAUAAAUAUAUUUAUAUUGUAAAAUCAAAUUUGCUUUAAAAAUUUG
This is a messenger RNA of Nylanderia fulva, 7747 nucleotides long. Lineage: Eukaryota; Metazoa; Arthropoda; Insecta; Hymenoptera; Formicidae. The record is from RefSeq and is a predicted model, not a curated record.